Messenger RNA from Aspergillus brunneoviolaceus CBS 621.78, 912 nucleotides. RefSeq lists its product as uncharacterized. Gene Ontology annotation, molecular function: protein binding. Lineage: Eukaryota; Fungi; Ascomycota; Eurotiomycetes; Eurotiales; Aspergillaceae. The transcript has 3 exons. Bases 1 to 912 code for a protein of 303 amino acids. The record is from RefSeq and is a predicted model, not a curated record.
AUGCAUCUUUCUGAACUCCCUGCGGAGGUCCUCCUCAACAUCGGAACACAGCUUGGGGACGAUGGCCUGAGCCGACUCCUCCGUACCAACCGCUGGUUUCACAGCUUCUUUGGGGACGAGAUCUACAAGAUGCACGUGCAGAGGACCAAGGGCAUCGCGCUGCUCUGGGCCGCGGACCGCGGGGACGAGAUGCUGGCGCGAAAGUUCCUCGACUGUGGUGCCAACCCUAACGUGGGCUGGGGCCCCCGGGUCCCCGGCCAGGGAGACUGGGCGCUGCGCACCGCCGCGCGCUCCGACCUCUACUGGCGCCAGGAUGGCAACCGCACCCAUCUGACCCCCCUGACGCUGGCCGCGCAGAAAGGCUACCUGGACGUUGUCAAGCUCCUGCUUGCACACGGCGCCGACCCAGGCCGCCACAACCGCGAGCAUCAGACCGCGUGCCUGGCUGCCAUCUCGGCGCUGAUCGAAAAAGCCCACGACGGCCGCCAGUACCACAACUCGUGGGACCGGCUGUCCGACUUCAACCAGCCGCGGCGGCCGCUCGACCCGCAGCUGCUCGCCGUCGUCGACUUCCUGAUCCAUCUGCCCGACGCCAUGUACGGCACCCACGGCUACCGCGUGCUGAACCUGGCGCUGCAGUGGCCCGACCAGGACCUGGCCUUCGAGCACCUGCUCCGCAACGCCGCCCUCUUCCACCGCGUCGUCUUCGUCGACCACCUGCUCAACGUGGCCUAUGCCAACUUCCACGUCCACGAGUGGGGUCGCCUGGCCCUCAUCGCCCGCGACGCGACCCAGGAAUACUUCAGCCAUGCUAUGGGGCACUACUACCUCAUGUACAAGUAUGUCGCCUUCUUCCUUUUUCUAUGCGUCUGGGUCUGUAUCUGGGUCUUUCACCCCGCCAGCGCCGUCUGA